GUCAGAAUCGGCGCAGGAGCCUACGGCAGCGUGGAGGAGGUGGCCGUGCCUGGAGCCGUCUGCGCCGCCAAAAGGAUCCACGAAGUCUUCCUGGACCGCUCCGUGAUCCCCGCGGCCGAGAUCCUCAAGUCGGCCGCCCAGUUCGCGAAGGAAUGCCAGCUGAUGAGCACCCUCCGCCACCCGAACAUCGUCCAGUUUCUUGGCUUGUAUUUCCUGCCCGGCUCGCGACUGCCGGCCCUCGUCAUGGAGCGACUGCUGACGAGUCUUCACGACUUGCUGGACCCAGAAACCGACACCCCUCCCCCGCCCGACGCGCCCAAGCCCUUCUUCCCGCUGAGCCUAAAGUGCUCGAUCCUGCACAACGUGGCGAACGGACUGACCUACCUCCACGAGCGAUCGCCGCCCAUCAUCCACCGCGACUUGUCGGCCAGAAACGUUCUCCUGAACUCGGGGAUGGUGGCCAAGAUAGCGGACCUGGGCGUGGCUCGUAUCGUGCCUCGUAUGCGAGUUGCAGCCACCAUGACAAAGGGACCUGGGGCCAUAAUUUACAUGCCUCCAGAGGCCAUGGAAAGCAAACCUGGGGAGGAAAAUAAAGACAAAAAGUCAAAGUACGAUGCAAGCAUCGACAUCUUCUCUUUUGGUGUCGUGGCCAUUUUCACACUCUGCCAAACCUUCCCCUGCGACUUGCUAGCUCCCAACUAUCGUGAAAGUCGACAGCAUAAAUGCUAGAACUGAGCUAGAGCGACGAGAGGAGUACAUGAGGAUGAUCUACAGGCAGCUACGCGAGAAGCAUCCUCUCCUCCAGAUGAUCGAGGGGUGUCUGGAGUUCCCUGAAGACCGGCCGAGCAUUCGUGAGGUGCUGCGUCUGUUGGAGGAGGCCAGAGCUGAAGUGAGAGACGAGCAGACAGACAUGAACAAACUGGAGCUGUUGCGAGCUCUUCAGACCCAGCCCAGGAACCAGGAGAAUGUUGAGCUAGAGGGACAGCG
Molecule: messenger RNA, 987 nt
Organism: Geodia barretti
Lineage: Eukaryota; Metazoa; Porifera; Demospongiae; Tetractinellida; Geodiidae
Source: the annotation of a GenBank genome assembly